Gossypium raimondii (Peruvian cotton) is the source of this 324-nucleotide messenger RNA. RefSeq lists its product as uncharacterized. The record is from RefSeq and is a predicted model, not a curated record. Bases 1 to 324 code for a protein of 107 amino acids. The transcript has a single exon. Lineage: Eukaryota; Viridiplantae; Streptophyta; Magnoliopsida; Malvales; Malvaceae.
AUGACCAGUACUCUGUAUAAACAACUGGAGAGCUAUAAGACUACUAAAGCGAUUCUAGAUAACCUAGAAGACAUGUUCGGAGGCCAAGCUACCUUGGCUCGACAGUCUGCCAUAACUAGCUUGAUGAAUGCCCAACAAAAGCCCAUCACUUCGGUCAAAGACCAUAUGAUCACUCUUAUGGGCUACUUUCCUGAGGCUGCAAACAAUGAGGCCAAUUUGGACCAGAACAGUCAAAUUGAGAUGGUGUUCAAUAGCUUGUCAAAGGAUUUUGCUAGUUUUAGGGCUGCAUAUAAUCUUGGAAAUAAAAACCUGACACUUACAUAA